Messenger RNA from Podospora anserina S mat+, 1452 nucleotides. RefSeq lists its product as uncharacterized. The transcript is spliced from 7 exons. Bases 1 to 1452 code for a protein of 483 amino acids. Gene Ontology annotation, biological process: transmembrane transport. The record is from RefSeq and is a predicted model, not a curated record. NCBI's taxonomy places the organism in Eukaryota, Fungi, Ascomycota, Sordariomycetes, Sordariales, Podosporaceae. Gene Ontology annotation, molecular function: transmembrane transporter activity.
AUGAUCCCGAGUUCGCCUGUCCCAGGCAGGUUGCCGGGCACGUCAGCCCCUGAGACUGGGCUGGUCGAUGUUGAGGGAACCACGAGAUCUGGAAAGGAAGAGAUAACAGGGGAAAGUGACUCUUCCGAAGUGAAAGAAUUCAAGGAAGGUGGAUAUGGCUGGAUGGUUGUCUUCUCAGUCGCCUUGGUCAACGCUCAUACAUGGGGCCUAAACUCAUCAUAUGCCGUGUUUCUUGCCUAUUACUUGCGCUCUGGAGAUAUCGCUGGCUCUUCACCGCUUGCCUUUGCUUUUGUUGGCGGUCUCUCAAUCUCGAUCUCGCUGCUCGUCUCUCCACUGGUGACAUGGUGUAUAGGGAGGUUUGGAACCAUACCUACGUUUCGGAUAGGGGUUGUGUUCGAAGCCAUCUCAUUUGUGGGAGCUUCCUUUUCGACUCACAUAUAUCACCUAAUCCUAAGCCAAGGAGUGUGUUUUGGAAUUGGUUUGGGGUUUUGUUUUACAGCAACAGUCGGUGUAGUGCCCCAGUGGUUUGUUAAGCGACGUUCCUUUGCCAACGCUGUGGCGACAUCUGGCUCUGGAUUUGGUGGCCUCACAUACUCCUUGGCCACCAAUGCCAUGAUAACCAACCUGGGGCUGCCAUGGGCUUUCAGAAUCCUCGCCAUUGUGGCGUUUGUGGUCAACGGUGGGUGCAGCUUGAUCCUCCGUGAUCGCAACAAGGCGGUCGGGGCGAAGCAUGUGCCCUUCCAUCUGGAUCUCUUCAAACUACCUGAAUAUUGGCUAUUCUUGGGUUGGGGCUUCUUUUCUCUCAUGAGUUAUGUCAUUGUUGUAUUUUCCAUCACGGACUAUGCUCAACAAGUUGGCUUCAGUGCCAGCCAGGGUUCCCUGGCUGCCGCCAUCUUCAACUUAUCGCAAGGCAUUGGAAGACCUCUCAUUGGAUUCGCCAGUGACCAUGUUGGGAGACUCAACGUCGCUGGCCUCGGGACGCUCACCGCCGGCGUGGUUGCUUUCUUCUUGUGGGUCUUCGCCGGGAAGUCGUACCCAGGGUUGAUCAUAUACGCCCUGUUCGGGGCGUUUGCCGGCAUCAUCUGGCCUUGUGUGGCUCCCGUUGGAGCUGAGGUGGUCGGUCUCUCACUACUACCUGCUGCUCUUUCAAUUUAUUGGCUUGUUCUCGUUCUUCCAGCCACCUUUGCCGAAGUGAUUGGUCUGAUGCUGAGAACAUCUGGCGUUGAUGGAUACCUGAAUGUCCAGAUUUUCACGGGGGUCAUGUAUAUUGCCUCUUUCGUGUCCAUCUGGCUUCUGAGGAGUUGGAAACUUCAACAAAUGGAAAUUUUGGGAACAAUGGAUGAUCCGCUGGCGGUCGAGGCGCCCAAUGCUGUCCAGUCGGGGGCAAAAUCAUCUGAAAACGGGCGUCCACGUUCGUACAUCAUGAAUAUGUUUGUUUUCAGGCAUGUAUAG